UCCUCCUCGCGCCGCCGCCGCUGCUCAGAACACCCACCCCACCCGCCGCCGGAGAAGAAGAGGAAGAGCAGCCAAGUCCGUCCAAGAUGAAGACGAUCCUGGCGUCGGAGACGAUGGAGAUCCCCGAGGAGGUGACGGUGAAGGUGUCGGCGAAGAUGGUGUCGGUGACGGGGCCCCGCGGGACGCUGACCCGCAACUUCAAGCACCUCAACCUCGACUUCCAGCUGCAGGAGGGCGGCCGGAAGCUCAAGGUGGACGCCUGGUUCGGCACCCGCCGCACCAUGGCCGCCAUCCGCACCGCCAUCUCCCACGUCCAGAACCUCAUCACCGGCGUCACCAAGGGCUUCCGCUACAAGAUGCGCUUCGUCUACGCUCACUUCCCCAUCAACGCCUCCAUCAACUCCGGCAACAAGGGCAUCGAGAUCAGGAACUUCCUCGGAGAGAAGAAGGUCAGGAAAGUUGACAUGCUUGACGGUGUGACGAUCUUGAGGUCCGAGAAGGUCAAGGAUGAGAUUGUCCUUGAUGGCAAUGACAUUGAACUUGUCUCUCGCUCCGCUGCUCUGAUUAACCAGAAAUGCCACGUGAAGAAGAAGGAUAUCCGGAAGUUCUUGGAUGGUAUCUAUGUCAGCGACAAGGGUGCCAUCAAGGAAGAGUAGAAGUGAUGAUCUGCAACCCCUUUGUAGCUGGUAGCCGAAACUGUUCUAGAGGGUAUCCAGAACCAACAUUCUGUGCUGGUUUUUCUUUUUUUGAGUGGAUCACAAGUUCAUUACAAUUUGCACUUGAUUUUUCAGAGAUGCUAUGUAUCUGGGGAAGGUGUUUGUUCCUUUUCGUUUGUGAGAUGUUCCUUAUCCUGGUUGAUAAGACCUAUUAUAUAUGCUAUUUGCUCGACU
Messenger RNA from Lolium rigidum, 890 nucleotides. RefSeq names its product 60S ribosomal protein L9. Gene Ontology annotation, cellular component: ribosome; cytosolic large ribosomal subunit. The transcript is spliced from 3 exons. Gene Ontology annotation, molecular function: rRNA binding; structural constituent of ribosome. Gene Ontology annotation, biological process: cytoplasmic translation. NCBI's taxonomy places the organism in Eukaryota, Viridiplantae, Streptophyta, Magnoliopsida, Poales, Poaceae. The coding region runs from base 87 to 656 and encodes 189 amino acids. The record is from RefSeq and is a predicted model, not a curated record.